This is a messenger RNA of Drosophila montana, 5981 nucleotides long. It is a transcript of the gene Rdl, whose product is annotated as Resistant to dieldrin. The record is from RefSeq and is a predicted model, not a curated record. Bases 1370 to 3127 code for a protein of 585 amino acids. Gene Ontology annotation, biological process: regulation of membrane potential; nervous system process; signal transduction. The transcript is spliced from 9 exons. Gene Ontology annotation, cellular component: synapse; neuron projection; GABA-A receptor complex. Lineage: Eukaryota; Metazoa; Arthropoda; Insecta; Diptera; Drosophilidae. Gene Ontology annotation, molecular function: extracellular ligand-gated monoatomic ion channel activity; neurotransmitter receptor activity; GABA-A receptor activity.
AAACUAAGAAAAAAGUAAAAAUACAAACAAAAAAGAACACUCAAAAUUAUUGGAACCAAAAAUCGUAGUAACAAUGUCAAAAGUUAAAGCCAAAGGCAAAACAAACAGACGAACAAUUCCCAAACCAAACACAUAAAAUGAGACAAGUCGCCUGCAACAACAACAACAACAACAGCAAGAGCAAAAACAACAACAGCAACAAGAGGCGCUGGUUACAGGUCGAGGACAAUAAAGGCGCCGUGGUACAAUAACAAUAAGCAGGACAUUAAACAGGCAAUGGAAUGGAGCGUCUAUUUGGAUGACGAACUGAAGGACCGUAAGCGAAAGAUAAAGAUGAGCAGCAUACCGAAAAGAGCCUAGGCACAUACGCAGCACAUAAAAUGUGCACACUGAACAAACGUAGAAGGCUCAACGACCAGAGAGAAAAGUAAUUAAAAGAAUAUAAAAAGCAGACACAGGCUGAAAAAAAAAAAAAGGCAAACAGAAAGUUAACGGAUGAGCGCAGCAAAACGGAGGUGGGCUAACAACAACUUUGGAGCAGCAACUGGCAAUUGAUGUGGCCGAGGACAACAGCGCGCAGCAGAGCAACAACCGACACGAGAGCAACAGCAGCCGUUGUGAGGCAGCAGGAACAACAGGAGCAGCAGGAGGCAGCAGUUGGAACAGGAACAGGAACAGUGGCUCAUGCCAGUCUGCCCAUACCGAGUGCCAUUGAACUUGAAUCUAUAUCGGAUUCGGUGCUGUUGUGUCAGCUUCUGAUGCUACUCGUGCUGGCAUUGUUCUGGUUGAGCUACGCCUGGCCGCGCAGUCAAACGAUCUCGCACUGGCAGCGCAUGCAUUGAGACACAACAAGCAGACAAUUUGCAAAGGAAAACACAUACAGACACAAACACACACACCCACACACAGACACACACACACUCACACGCAUGCACUGAUGUACUGACUGAAUGCCUCGCUGCCUAAAACAACCAACUAACUCACUGACUGAGAGACUAGAGCGCCAGAAGAAAGACAAGAAGUUAAGGGAGAAGCUAGCUAGAGCAGAAGACUCAACUCAACUGUACCAGAGGAAGCAGAAGAAGCUUUACUUAACUAAUUACUGCAACUGUAACUAAAACAUCAACUAAAACUUACUUUAUAAACAAACAACAACCAAACAAAAUAAAUAAUACAAAAAACCUUUUUAAUGCCACGCAACUAACUAAAGCAAAAAACAACAACAACAUAAAGAUUUUUAACUAAGCAAUAAUUCGCACCCACGACUACCAAUUACAACCUUCCAAACUUUGUGACUUUGCCACCACGCACCACAACAACAACAACAACAACAACAGCAACAACAAAAGCAACAACAACUUGCACCACCAUGAGUGUUUCAGCAAUGGAUAAAUUAACAAUACUGACGCCCCGCACCCGCACACCCCUGCUAACAAUUUGGCUGGCCAUAAACAUGGCGCUAAUCGUACAGGAGACGGGCCCCAAACGGAGCACCACAGUGCAAUCUGCAACUGGCGGCGGCAGCAUGUUGGGUGACGUAAACAUAUCCGCUAUACUCGACUCCUUUAGUGUUAGUUACGACAAAAGAGUAAGACCCAAUUAUGGUGGACCUCCUGUCGAAGUCGGAGUCACCAUGUAUGUGCUAUCAAUCAGCUCGCUCUCAGAAGUGAAAAUGGACUUUACAUUGGAUUUUUACUUUCGUCAAUUUUGGACCGAUCCUCGUUUAGCGUAUAGAAAACGACCUGGUGUAGAAACACUAUCGGUUGGAUCAGAAUUCAUUAAGAAUAUUUGGGUACCUGACACCUUUUUUGUAAAUGAAAAACAAUCAUAUUUUCACAUUGCAACAACCAGUAAUGAAUUCAUUCGAGUGCAUCAUUCUGGAUCGAUAACAAGAAGUAUUAGAUUGACUAUCACCGCAUCGUGUCCGAUGAAUCUGCAGUAUUUCCCAAUGGACCGUCAACUGUGUCACAUUGAGAUCGAAAGCUUCGGUUACACGAUGCGAGAUAUCCGAUAUUUCUGGAGAGAUGGACUGAGUAGUGUUGGCAUGAGCAGUGAGGUCGAACUACCGCAGUUCCGUGUUUUGGGACACAGGCAGAGGGCGACCGAAAUAAACCUAACCACAGGCAACUAUUCGCGCUUAGCCUGCGAAAUACAAUUCGUGCGUUCGAUGGGCUAUUAUCUUAUACAAAUCUACAUACCCUCUGGACUGAUCGUUAUUAUAUCAUGGGUAUCAUUUUGGCUCAAUCGCAAUGCAACGCCGGCGCGUGUGGCGCUCGGUGUGACAACCGUGUUGACAAUGACCACUUUGAUGUCGUCAACAAACGCAGCGCUGCCAAAGAUUUCGUACGUCAAAUCGAUUGACGUCUAUCUGGGAACAUGCUUCGUUAUGGUCUUUGCCAGUCUACUGGAAUACGCCACCGUCGGCUAUAUGGCAAAACGAAUUCAAAUGCGAAAACAAAGAUUUAUGGCGAUCCAAAAGAUAGCUGAGCAGAAAAAGCAACAGUUAGAUGGUGUGCAGCAGCAGGCCAAUCCGAAUCCGAAUGUCGGAGGCGGACCCGGUCCUGAGCAUGGACAUGGGCAUGGUCAUCAUGCCCACAGCCAUGGUCAUCCGCAUGCGCCCAAACAAACAGUGAGUAACCGCCCAAUCGGCUUUUCAAAUAUCCAACAAAACGUUGGUACGCGCGGUUGCUCGAUAGUGGGACCCUUGUUCCAGGAGGUGAGAUUCAAGGUCCACGACCCAAAGGCACACUCCAAGGGCGGCACAUUGGAGAAUACGGUGAAUGGCGGACGUGGCGGUCCCCAAUCCCAUGGACCCGGCCCAGUGCCCGGCGGCGCUGGUCCUGGCGGUGGCGGCGGCGGCGGCGGCGGUGGAGGCGGUGGCGGUGGUGGCGGACCGCCAGAUGCUGGCGGUGAUCCGGAGGCGGCAGUCCCAGCACAUCUUCUACAUCCGGGCAAAGUAAAAAAGGAUAUUAACAAACUGCUGGGCAUAACGCCCUCGGAUAUUGACAAAUACUCGCGCAUUGUGUUUCCCGUGUGCUUUGUGUGCUUCAAUCUGAUGUACUGGAUUAUCUACCUGCACGUGAGCGAUGUCGUUGCCGACGAUCUUGUCCUGCUCGGGGAGGAAUAAAUCGCCACGCCCCCCAAGGAGGCGACGGCAACAAUGGACAACAGCGCACAAGAGAGUUAAACUGUGCAAGGCGCUGAAAAACAACAAAAAAGAAAAAUAAAAAAAAAUUAAAGCAAAAAAAAAACAGAUGAUUAACCAAAAACUAAUUUUAACUAGCGAUAUGGAGAAAUGCAAAAGGCAACAUAUUAUUGUUAAAUACUAAAAAUAAAAAUUAAAAUAAUAAUAAUAAAAAAAUAAAGACACACACAUAUUACGGACGAGAGUAAAGAAUAUUGUUAAAUAGAUUUACGCAAAAUAAAGAAAAUAAAUAUUAAAAAAAAUAGCAUAAAUAAAGAUGAGGAAGACGAGGAGCAGCAACAACACGAUGAAUAAUCAAAAGCAAAUAGUAGAAAAUAUAAAAGGUGCAGCAGAAGCAGAAUUAAUAUAAAGAUAUAAAAAAAAAAACGGAACAAAUAGCAAAGAAAAUAAAGCACAGACAACAAGAAUUAAUUUCAGACUCACAUAAUUCAAAUUUUUAAUACACCCGAUGCAAUUGACAUAAGCUAAUAUAGAAAACCUAACUAUAAAGAAAAACUCUUAAAAAAAAAAAAUGAAAUGAAGGGAAAACCAAAGUGAAAGAAACAUUUUUUGAGAGAUUUUCAACUAGUUUCCAUUUCAUUUGUAUCGAUUCUUACUUUGCCCUUACUUCCCUCCCGAGCAGACAGUCAACUAGUCUUCCUUAGUUUAGGCGAAAACUAAAUUUAGUUUAUGGUUUUUAAAACAAACCCCCCUUCCCCCAACCCCAACAACCCCCACACAACCCUCCACAGGAAAUACGUCUAAAGGGCACCUCAUCUAUGGCAUCGAAAAUAUGUUUCUUGAUUUUUCAAAACUGAACACUUUUUAGCGCUUCCAAGAAAAAUGGCCAAAUUUUGUAGGAAAAGUGUAAAACAACCAAUUUUCAAAUUAAGCAAAUCAUUUAAUUUAAAGCGAAUGAAAACAAACGAAAAUAAUAAUACUACUCUUAAAAAAAAUAAUAACAAUUUUUAAAUAAUUUGCACAUGGAAAAUUAUACAAAUAAAUACAAAGAAAAAUUCUUAUGCAUUACUAUCAAAGGCACCUUUUGUAUGCGAAAGGCAUCGGGCAUAUAUAAAAAAAAAAACAAAAACAAACAAGCAAAAUAGUUAAUUCAAGUUUUAAUAAACGAUUUUAUUUUCAACAAAUUUUAUAAAAAAUAUAACGCAAACUAAUGCAAACAGGAGGAAUAAACCGAAUAUUUUAAAUGCACACCACAAAAAAGAUAAAAUCCAGACAACUUUGCGGCACAAUUUCGAAAGCAAAGUGGAAAAGAAAGUCGGCUGUGCUCGACUAGGGGAUACCCUGAACCCAGCGACAAGCUGCCCUGGGAAAUAUUCACGUUUUCUUAUAAGCAGAGCGCUUCUUCUUCUAUGCGCUGUUCCUUGUGAAAAAAAGCAUUCCCGUAUAACUUCGGUGUUUAUUGUCCCAUCUCUAUGAGACUUUCAGGACUUGAUUAUGACACCCAAAUGUGUGUGCAUACCAAAGCGCAAGGUUCUAACUUUUAUUCUGAUCUAAUUUUAGAUCUUUAAACUACGGUAACCUCCAUGCCAUGCCCCAAACUCCAUUUCUCAGCAUCGACAUUUAACGAUCAUGAAAAUGUGAGAAGUGGAAUGUACAUAUACUCCAAAUUCCCAGACUCUUUCUUGUGUCAGUCUCAAUGGGUUCAGGGUAGAUAAAAGAUAACACACAAUAGACGAGUUACGAAUCGAAAAUAAAUAGAGUUAUGUACACCAAAUUUGAAUGAAACUGCCUAAAAAGAAACUUAGCCUAUAAGCAUCACAAAAUAGUUGUUUAACAAUGACGAUAGUUGAUAGUUUAAUUGAUUUUUAUGACGUGGAGAUAUUUAAGAUUUAUUAUUUUCAAAUUGUAUAUAAAAACUGAUGAAGCAGCAGCAGCCGCAGCAGGAGAAGCGCAAAGUAGGAGCAAAACUUCGCAAAAUGAAAAUAACAAUUAAUUAAAAUUAGUUAAAUGUAAUUACAACUAGUUAAAGCAACUCAGACACAAGUUCAAGCAGUCAAUAAAGCGAUAAAUACAUAUAAACAAUGCACCAUUUAAGCUUAGUAUAAUACUCACACACACACACACACACACACUCACACACACACACAUACACAUAAGUACAUUUGAAGUUUUGGUAAAGUUCCUCAAAAAGUAUUUAGUUAAAAGUGAGUUUUAGUUUGAAUACCAAAACCUAGCACAAUACUGAGUAAAUUUAACGAAAUCACGAAUACCAUAAAAAAAAAACAACAACAAACAAAUAUAUCAUCAUAAAGUUUUAAUUUAUUAGUUAUGGUAAGAGGAAGAAGCGGAAGCAGGAAGCUAUAUCUAGGCCCAAAGUUUUUUGUACAGUUAGCUGAGAUGAGGAGGGGCGGCUAUAGCUAAUGCUGAGUUAUACACCAUAUAUGUAUGAGUAGUAUUAUGUAUAUGGGUAAUAUGAUAGUUAUAUACAGACACAGACACACGCAUAUACCUAUUAUAUAGACAAACACACACACACACUUACACACACAGACACAUCUGCAUAUAAUAUAUGUAUGUGUACUUUAUGCAAUGAGUAUAUACAAUAACAUAACGUAUUUAAGCACCUAUAUGUAGCACGAGUUUUUUAUAUGUAAACAAACAAAAAAACAAACAAUUAAUUUUAUAUAUAUAUAGUAUAUGGCAAAAAGUACUCCCAUAGUAAGGUAUACUGGCAGUGUAAGCUAAAUGAAAUUACAAUUCUAGGCGCAAGACUGUCGAUAAAUUGAGGAAUAUUAUAGACACAGAUGAAGAAGAAGAAGAAGAAGGAGAGGAGGCA